Molecule: messenger RNA, 861 nt
Organism: Notechis scutatus (mainland tiger snake)
Lineage: Eukaryota; Metazoa; Chordata; Lepidosauria; Squamata; Elapidae
Source: RefSeq, a predicted model, not a curated record
AGAGUCCGGGCGGAGAGGGGACCCUGGAGGUACGGAGGGUCCUUGGGCUCCGUGGCGGCAGCAGCAGCAGCGGCGGCAGCAGCAACGGAUCAGGCUAUUAACACAUUGGAGAACAGAAUGUUAAUGCUUGAUGGGAUGCCUGCAGUCAGAGUCAAAACGGAGCUGCUGGAAUCAGAACAAGGGUCUCCCAACGUUCAUAACUACCCAGAUAUGGAAGCUGUGCCCCUCUUGCUGAACACCAUGAAGACAGAGCCAGAAGAAGACGCCUUGUGCACGGAUCAUUUCCAGACGCAGACAGAGCCAGUGGACUUGUCCAUCAACAAAGCCCGAUCCUCCCCUCUUGCCACCUCGUCUUCACCAGUAUCAAUCACAGCCUCUGCGUUGUCCCCCUCUUCAACUUCAACGUCUUCUAGUCGGCCAGCUUCGUCCCCAACGGUCAUAACCUCAGUGGCAUCGGCAACAUCGGCCCCAUCGGUAUUAACUCCAGGUCCUCUUGUGGCAUCUGCCUCUGGUGUUGGAGGGCAACAAUUUUUGCACAUAAUCCACCCGGUUCCACCUUCGAGCCCCAUGAACCUACAGACCAACAAAAUGAGUCAUGUCCACCGGAUUCCUGUGGUGGUGCAGUCGGUACCGGUGGUCUACACUGCGGUGAGAUCACCAGGGAAUGUCAACAACACUAUAGUAGUACCACUACUAGAAGACGGGAGAAGUCAUGUCAAAGCACAAAUGGACCCUCGUGGCCUGUCUCCCAGGCAGAUUAAAAGCGACAGUGACGAUGAUGACCUGCCUAAUGUGACUUUGGAUAGCGUGAAUGAGACUGGAUCCACGGCCCUCUCAAUAGCCAGAGCUGUUCAAGAGUAA